UGGGAUACAGGGACGGGUGAUAUUGGGGACAAGAAAUUUGAACUGUUUCUUAUUAGCGGGAUCAGCCGUCGCAGUCCAUCGCUCGCUCGUCAUCCCCUUCGCGAUGGCGCCGUCGCAGUUUGCCGCUCGUUCCUCAUCCCCUUCGCGAUGGCGCCGUCGCAGCCGAGGGUCAACAACCGUAACCCUCUGCUGAUCUGCGGGAUCAGGAAGUUCUCUCGGUCGAAGAUGUACCACAAGCGUGGGAUCUGGGCAAUCAAAGCCAAGCACGGCGGAACCUUCCCCCGGCACGAUCCCAAGCCCACCGCCCCCGAGCCCGCGUCCAAGAAGCACCCCAAGCUCUACCCCUCCGACGAUGUCAAGACCCCCGUGCCCAAUCGCCGCAGACCCAAGCCCGCCAAUCUCCGAUCCAGCAUCACACCAGGAACCGUUCUCAUCCUCCUCGCCGGUAGGGUUACUUCUUGUUACUGGCCCUUUUACUGUUAAUGGGGUACCCCUUAGAAGGGUUAACCAAUCAUACGUGAUUGCUACUUCAACUAAAAUUGACAUCCCUGGAGUCAACGUCGACAAGUUUGA
Molecule: messenger RNA, 573 nt
Organism: Zingiber officinale
Lineage: Eukaryota; Viridiplantae; Streptophyta; Magnoliopsida; Zingiberales; Zingiberaceae
Product: 60S ribosomal protein L6-2-like
Exons: 3
Coding region: 148-483 (111 amino acids)
Biological process (GO): ribosomal large subunit assembly; cytoplasmic translation
Cellular component (GO): cytosolic large ribosomal subunit; ribosome
Molecular function (GO): structural constituent of ribosome; RNA binding
Source: RefSeq, a predicted model, not a curated record